AUGCCCAAGAGAAAUUACGAUCCAGAUUAUUUAAAAUACGGUUUCAUCACGAUCGAACACAAAGGAGAAGUUCUACCGCAAUGCGUGGUCUGCAUGAAGACCCUUUCCAACGCGUCCAUGAAACCCAGCCUGCUUCCACGUCAUCUUAGAACGAGCCACGCUGAUAGGAAGAAUCGAGAUCAGAGCUACUUCCGGCGACUUGCGGAGCAAAUGAAGCGGCAGCGUUUGGACAGAACUGGCUUAUUCCACCAGAAGGGGACAGAGAUUGUCAAAGCGUCGUAUGAAGUCGCUUUCUUGGUGGCUAAAAGCAUGACAGCUUAUACCAUUGCAGAGUCUCUCAUAAUGCCGGCGGCAAAGAUUUUGGUCAGACGUGUGAUGGGAGAGGAGUCCGUGGCAAAGUUGGACAGUGUGUCCCUCUCUAACAAUACUGUAAAGCGCCGUAUCGAGGAGAUAUCAGUUGGCAUAGCCGAUCAAGUUACUGCGGGAGUAAGAGCUUCAAAAUUUGGGUUUGCAAUACAGGUCGACGAAUCUACAGAUGUUUCGAACUGCAGUCAACUGCAGUAAUCGGAUGCACGACAGAUGGGGCUCCGUCCAUGCUUGGUCGAAAGUCUGGGUUUCAAGCCCAUGUGAAAGCCGUAUCACCAAACGUCACCGGUGUACACUGUUUUAUACACAGAUUCGCCCUUAGCGCCAAGAUACUUCCACCGAAGUUGUUAUCGUGCUUGAACCGAAUUAUUAAAAUUGUAAAUUUUGUUAAAGCGUCAGCUCUAAAUAGUCGCCUGUUUAAGCUGAUCUGUGAAGAUCUCGGUUCCGAUCACACUUGUCUUCUCUAUCACACAGAAGUGCGCUGGCUCUCCAGGGGAAAUACAACAAAACGUCUUUUUCAAUUGAGGAAUGAACUACUCGUGUUUUUACGGGAGAAAGAUCACAAGUUUCAGAAAUAUCUGGAGGAUGAGGGAUUUGUCAUAAGAUUGGCUUACUUGGCAGACAUUUUUGAAACCAUCAACCGUUUAAAUUUGUCA
Messenger RNA from Styela clava, 1022 nucleotides. The record is from RefSeq and is a predicted model, not a curated record. Lineage: Eukaryota; Metazoa; Chordata; Ascidiacea; Stolidobranchia; Styelidae.